AUUGAUAUAGAUUUGAUGAAUAAAGCCACAGCUGAAAAUGAGAAACUAAAGGCUUUGUUGAGUUCUCUAGAAACACAAAUUCAAGAAACAGAGAAAAAGUUUGAAGACAAAAGUGCACUAAGUGAGGAAAGACUAAAGAAAAUUCUUGAGGCAGAAUCAAAGAUUGCCGAGUCAGAGGCAAAAUUAAUUGAUCUAAAAACAUCAAUGCGAAGUCUUCAAGAAAAGUUGUCUAACAUGGAAUCUGAGAAUCAAGUACUACGACAGCAAGCUUUAAUGCUUGCAUCUGCCAAAAAUAUACCUUCUACCACAUCAAAACAAAAUAUGGAUAAUAUUUCCCACCAACUUAUGGAUCAUAAGGAUCUACCAAAUGCUCCUCCUCCUAUUAAGCACAUUGCCAAGACAGAUUCAAGGCUGAGGAGAUCUUAUGUUGACAGACAACAUGAGAAUGUUGACAUACUGAUCAAAUGUGUGGUUCAAAACAUUGGUUUUGAUGAAGGAAAGCCUGCAGCUGCAGUGACUAUAUACAAAUCUCUUCUUCACUGGAAAUUAUUUGAAGCAGAGAAAACGAGUGUUUUUGACCGUCUUAUUCAGAUGAUUGGUUCCGCAAUUGAGGAUGACCAGAGCAUCGAUCAUCCAGCUUACUGGUUAGUCUAA
Molecule: messenger RNA, 654 nt
Organism: Zingiber officinale
Lineage: Eukaryota; Viridiplantae; Streptophyta; Magnoliopsida; Zingiberales; Zingiberaceae
Product: myosin-14-like
Exons: 8
Coding region: 16-654 (212 amino acids)
Source: RefSeq, a predicted model, not a curated record